This is a messenger RNA of Aspergillus pseudonomiae, 2568 nucleotides long. RefSeq names its product type I polyketide synthase. Lineage: Eukaryota; Fungi; Ascomycota; Eurotiomycetes; Eurotiales; Aspergillaceae. The coding region runs from base 1 to 2568 and encodes 855 amino acids. The record is from RefSeq and is a predicted model, not a curated record. The transcript is spliced from 7 exons. Gene Ontology annotation, molecular function: fatty acid synthase activity; 3-oxoacyl-[acyl-carrier-protein] synthase activity. Gene Ontology annotation, biological process: fatty acid biosynthetic process; secondary metabolite biosynthetic process.
AUGGCCUAUUCAGAGUCCUCCAUUGCCGUCAUUGGUAGCGCAUGUCGCCUCCCUGGGGGCGUGAAUUCCGCAAGUGGCUUCUGGAAGAUAUUGAAAGAGACACCCAAUCUCGUUCAACGCAUUCCCUCCGACAGAGUCAGCCUUGGUAGGCACUAUCACCAGGAUGGCAGCCACCACGGAACACUGAAUACAACCGACUCGUACCUCUUAACUGAGGACGUUGGGCACUUUGACGCUGACUUCUUCGGAAUCUCGCCUGCAGAGGCGGACUCGAUCGAUCCACAAGGUAGAUUGCUUUUAGAAGUCGUCUACGAGGCAAUUGAAAAUGCCGGAAUGCCCAUGGAGCUCCUCAAUGGCUCUGACACAGCUGUAUACGUCGGCCAAAUGGACCUAAAUACCAUUCCAACAUACCAUCUGACCGGUGCAGCGCCCAACAACACUGCGAACAGAGUAUCGUAUUUCUUCAACUGGCACGGACCGUCGCUCUGCCUUGAUACCGCGUGCUCGUCAAGUCUCGUAGCCGUCCACGAGGCCAUACAGCAGCUCCGGUCGGGCGGUUCCAGGGUGGCCGUUGCCGCUGGGACGAACCUCACCAUCGACCCGACGAUGUACGUGGCUCUGAGUAAACUUCAUAUGCUCUCUCCAACAGCACGGUGUCGCAUGUGGGACUCAAAGGCAGACGGAUACGCGCGCGGGGAGGCUGUUGUGGCCGUAGAUGGAGACUCAAUCGAAUGCGUUAUCCGGGAAACCGGAGUGAAUCAAGAUGGCCGCACGGCGGGUAUCACAAUGCCCAGCGCGAGGGCCCAGGCUGCUCUUAUCCGGGACACCUACCGACGGGCAGGGCUCGAUCCGGAGUCUCCUUGGGACCGGUGCCAGCUGUUUGAAGCCCAUGGCACGGGGACCCAGGCUGGUGACCCACAGGAGGCUGAGGCAAUCGCGACAGCUUUCUUUGGCAGUGGAAGCCACUCAAGCGACGAGAAGCUAUCCGUGGGAAGUGUGAAAACGCUAAUCGGUCACACUGAGGGCAGCGCGGGGAUUGCCGGGUUGUUGAAGGUCAGCCUGGCACUGCAGCAUGCGGUGAUGACCCCAAACCUUCAUUUCGAGAAGUUGAAUCCGAAGAUUGAGCCAUUCUACUCCCACCUGCGUAUCCCACUGGGAGUAGAGCCAUGGCCCGAGGUACGUGAUGGACAGCCCCGACGAGCGAGCGUCAACAGUUUCGGAUUUGGUGGUACAAAUGCGCAUGCUAUCGUGGAAUCCACUGACCAUCUCCCGACCCCUAAGAGCGAGCACCACCCGGGGACGCAGAAUUUGAUACCAUUUACCUUCUCUGCAAAUAGCGACAGGGGAUUGACCAGAAUUAUUCAAUCAUACCUCAAACACCUCAAGGAGCACCCCUCAAUUUGUCCUUUUGACCUCUCGUACACCCUCAGCUGCCGCCGCUCAGCGUUGCCGGUAAAAGUGGCCUGGCCAGCAUCAGACAUUGAAACAUUGUGUUUACGCAUGGAGGAGUGGCUAGCAGGUGCAACAAAGGAAGGGAUUGAGAAUUGUGGCACCCGUUCGAAGACCGGGCAGGGAGCUCAAUGGAGUGGAAUGGGGUGUGAGCUUGUCAAAUCGUAUCUGCCUGCGCAGCACACAUUGAAACGACUAGACGAAUCUCUUCAGUCUCUCCCCGAGGAUAGCCGUCCUCAAUGGACUAUACUCAAUGCGCUCAUGUCAACCACCGACGAUGAGCACAUGAUGAGACCGGCGUUCUCCCAGACGUUAUGCACUGCGGUCCAGAUAGUAUUAGUUGACUUACUACGGGCAGCUGGGGUCAUCUUUGCAGGGCUUGUUGGCCAUUCGUCGGGGGAAAUCGCAGCAGCUUACGCGGGCGGGUUUCUCAACGCGAGUGACUGUAUCCGAAUUGCGUACUAUCGCGGGCUCUGUGUUGAGAAGAGUGCAUGGACAUGCCCCGAGGAAGCCAUGGCUAAAUGUGAGUCCAACGAGUUCGCCGGUCGGGUCCAGGUAGCAGCGAGGAACUCGUCGUCCAGUGUGACGCUGUCUGGAGAUCGUGAUGCGAUCGUUUCCCUCCAGGAGUUCUACGCAAAUCAAGGGACAUUUGCGCGUUUGCUGAAAGUAAACACGGCUUACCACUCCUCCCAUAUGCAUCAUUGUGCGGGUGAAUACCGCAGGGUGCUGGAAAGAUGUCGAAUUCAGCCCCAAGCCACGGACAGGGAAGGUGGCUCGUGGAUUUCGAGUGUCUACUCGAGCACGAUCAUGCAACCGGGAGACAAACUACGGGCGGACUACUGGGUUGACAACAUGAUCAACCCUGUUUUGUUCUCCCAAGCUCUACGUACGGCCAUCCAAACGCGCGAACCGUACCACUUCGUCCUCGAGGUUGGGCCCCAUCCAGCCCUGAAAGGUCCGGUCUUAGAAACAUUCCAAGAUGCUACAGGGGCAUCUUUACCAUUUUCAGGCACUUUAUACCGGGGCAAGGAUGACUGUAAAGCACUAUCAGAUACCUUCUGCAAGAUAUGGACCACCCUUGGUGAAUUGGGCAUGACCAUCCGCGACACGAGCUGCUAG